GGGUGCCACUUGGGUGUCACUCUUCGCUCGCUCUUCAAACACGACCGACGUCUUAAGUUAUUUGUCUCGGGGAUGACUUGAAACUUCUCUCUGUUGAACCAGAAAGAAACAGUUGGAAAAUUUGCCUAUUGGAGUUUCAGUCAGUGAAAUUCAGCGGACUCUUAACUAUCGUCAAGCAGCAGAUAGUAUCAAGAAAGGAAGCAGAUCGAUAUCAACGCUCCCGAAAACAAACGAAGAGGAUUUAGUUUAAGGAAGUUUUUGUUAAGUUUUAUAAUUUAUAGUGUUCAGUUUUUUGCGCAUGAAAGUUUUCAUUUAUACGAAAUAAGUGAGUGUAUUCUGCUAUUAGAGAAGAAAGUCCGUGUGCAAAGUGGAUUUUAAUCCCAAGAGUCACGAAAACGACCACCAAAGAAAAAAAUUAAAUCAUAGCGCAAGUGAUAGUUCGCAAAAGCCAGGAUAUUGCAAGCAGCUUCAAUCUGGAUUAAGAAGCAAGAAGAAAAUCGAGUAGCCGCAAGGAUGCAACGACCUAAUCCUAAUCAGCAGCAGCUGCAGCAAUUUCAGCAGCAGCAGAAGCAACAAUCGUCGAUGGUAAUGCAACAGCAAUCGUCGACCUCUUCGUCGGUUCAGCAGCAGUCUCAGCAGUUUAUGAGCCAGCAAUUUUCCCAGCAGCAGCAGUUUUCCUCGCAGCAGCAAAUGAUGAGCCGUCAGGUGACCGAGCAUUCCUCGGUCAGCCGUCAAGUCACUCAACAAAGAGUGCAACAAACUGGCGGCUACAUUCAGCAGACGUCAACACCGGCCAUCACUUCGGCACCACAGACGCCAUCGGCUCAGCUGUACCAGCAGCAAGCACCUAGCUACUUGGUACAGUCGCCCAGUAUCCCAUCCGACGCUUCACCCCCUGUGUUUGAGCAGAUCUUCAAGAACUCUCGCUUUGCACAGGGUGGCAAUGCGCUGUUCGAGGGCAAACUCAAGGGUACACCGAAGCCUGAGGUUUCCUGGACUCGAAAAGGCGCACCACUUUUCGAUUCCUCGAAGCACAAGCUUAGCUACAAUCCCACUACCGGCGUGGUGUCGUUGCUGAUCAACCAAAUUGGGCCCGGCGAUGAGGGCGAAUACACAUGCAAAGCCAGGAAUGCCGUUGGCGAAGCCAUCUGCUCCGUGUUCAUCCAGCCAGAAGGCAUGCCUGCUCCACAGUUCCAACAGGUCAAACGGGAACAGCAGCAAAUGCAGCAGCAGGUUAUGCAGCAGAAGCAGGUUAUCAGCCAACAGCAACAGCAGUACACCAAUGGCUAUUCGCACAUCGAAGAGGAAUUCAAGGUCGAUACCUUCGAGUAUCGACUGCUGCGGGAAGUAUCCUUCCGCGAAUCAAUCACUCGUCGCUACGGUGGCGAAACAGAUGCUCAACUACUCACUACUGUAGAUCGCGCUCUUGGUCCACCUGCACCUCCGCAAAUUAGUCAGAAACCGAGAAACUCGAAGCUAGUCGAAGGAUCCGAAGCUAUGUUCAGCACCAGAGUUAGCGCCAAUCCGAGACCAAGACUGAGCUGGUUCAAAGAUGGUCAACGCAUUAUCCCGUCCGUUGACAAGCAUGAAAUCACAUACUCAAACCAGCAAGCUACACUACGCGUCAAAAAUGUCACCUCUAAGGACUCCGGUCAUUACACUCUACUGGCCGAAAAUCCCCAGGGAUGUCAGGUCUCGUCCGCAAUCCUGGCUGUUGAACCAGCACAGGAACAAGUCACCGUUGCAACCAGCCAUGACGUCAUCGAAUCGGCGGAAGCUACCAAAGCUCUAUCACCAGCGUUUGUCACACUGAUUCAAGAUCAGGAAACAACCGAAGGUAAAAUGGCUCGUUUCGAUUGCCGCGUCACUGGCCGUCCAUAUCCGGAAGUGGCUUGGUAUAUCAAUGGCAAACUUGUUACUGACGAUGCCACGCACAAAAUCCUCGUCAACGAGGCUGGAAAUCAUUCGCUGAUGAUCACCAGCACCAACCGUUACGAUCACGGUAUCGUCACCUGCAUCGCCCGUAACAAAACCGGAGAGAUUGCUGCUCAAGCCAAACUAGUCGUAUGUGAACGCGAACAGGUCGUUGCACCGAAGUUCAUUGAACGUUUUACCACUGUCAACGUAAAGGAAGGUGAACCCGUCCGUCUGUUUGCACGUGCCAUCGGUACUCCGAUCCCACGCAUCACCUGGCAGAAGGAUGGCAUCCCUCUGCAGCCGGGACCGGACGUACAGAUCCUGUGGGACGACAAUGGUUCCACCACCGUUGACAUCCCACGAGCUAAGACGUCGGAUGCUGCUUGGUAUCAGUGUACCGCACAAAACGUUGCCGGUACUACUGCUACCCGGGCUCGUCUCUUCGUGGAAACUCCGAAGGGACCAGCCCCGGAACAGCGCCGUCUUCAACUACCACGACCGACCAAAGUCAUUCAACCAGAACCCGCACCAGAACCGGAAGUUAUCUUCCUGCGUCAUGUCGAGCGAGCUGCUCCACAUAUGCCACCAAAGGAGGAAGACCGCAUCUACCCACCACCGAAGUUCACCAUCCCGCUGAACGACGUCGCUCAAGUUGAGGGUGGUAAGGUACACUUCGAGGGUCGCAUCGAACCCGUCUCCGAUCCGACGAUGCGUGUCCAGUGGUUCCUGAAUGGAAACUUGAUUCAAGCAAGUUCCCGUGCCAACACGACGUUCCAGUUUGGCUUCGUCGCCCUGGACUUACUGAGCAUCGUCAUGGAGGACAGCGGUGAGUACACGUGCCGUGUGUCCAGCUCAACUGGCGUUGCCGAAUCGCAUGCCAUGCUGAGCGUCCAGCCAAAGCCUCCGAUCGAGCAACAGUCGCAGCACUCGGCAGCCCUGCACCAGAUUCAGAACCUGGAGGAUUACUCCAAAUACGUUCGUACUGAGAGUAUUGAGGAAGUGGUCAACCAGAGACCGGCUUUCACUCGCCCACUGCAGGACUUGGGCCAGCUGGAAGAGGGAAGAAACGCUCAUUUUGAGGCUCAGAUUACCCCAGUGAGCGAUCCAACAAUGAGAGUGGAGUGGUACAAGGACGGCCGUCCGAUUACGGCCAGCUCUAGGAUCACCGCCAUCUUCAACUUCGGAUACGUCUCCCUGAACAUUAUGCACCUACGCGCUGAAGAUGCCGGUACCUACACUGUGCGUGCCGUCAAUCGCAUCGGCGAAGCUAUCAGUACUUCUCAGAUUACGAUCAUCAGCAAGGCUGCAGUUACUGGAGAGUUGGGUAUUGCUGAGCAACAGAACUACAUUCAAAGCGUUGAACAGCUGGAACAGUAUCAAAAAUAUCAGAACAUGAAGUUUUACGAGGAAACUCCGGAAAGUACACAACGUCCGGAGUUCAAGACUCCCAUCUCUGACCAGUUGAAUAUCCGUGAAGGAGGCUUCGCUCACUUUGAAGGUCGCCUAGAACCUGUUAGCGAUCCAACCCUUCGUGUAGAAUGGUUGAAGGAUGGUCACCCGAUCGAGGCUAGCUCGCGUAUUACAACUUUCUGUAACUUUGGAUACGUCGCACUGACAAUCAAACAAGUAACGAUCCAUGAUGUCGGUCACUACACCUGCCGUGCCUACAACUCUCUGGGAGAAGCCCACAUCACUGGUAAACUGACUGUGGUGUCCCGCCAGGACAUCAUUGUCGACUCCCAGACGAGUCACAUGGGAAUGGAGAAACUUCAAUAUCUGGAAGAUUCGUCAAGAUACACCCGCACAACCCAAGAAGAGCAGCAAGUCGUACAGACUGCUCCACGUUUCCUAGGUCCGUUGAAAGCUACCAACAAGAUCGUCGAAGGACAGCGUGCUCACUUUGAAGCUCGCCUUGAACCACAGUCCGAUUUGACGAUGCGUGUUGAGUGGUACCAUAAUGGACGUCCAGUGAUGACAGCCAACCGUAUCCAGACAUAUCACGAUUUCGGUUAUGUCGCAAUGGACAUCUUGGACGUUCGCGGUGAAGAUUCAGGAACCUACACGCUGGUUGCUACGAAUGCAGCUGGUCAGGCUCAACUGGACACCCAGAUGAUCGUUGAAACUCGUUCAUCAGUGGAUACCACCAGCAUGCACCACGUUGUUGAACGCACCCAGAUGAAGCAGGAAACUCAAUUCAUCGAACCGUCGUAUCAAAUCGAAGAGCUGUGCAAAUCCAAGCCGAUUUUCACUCAGUCUCUGUCGGAUCCACAGCCAGUUGGAGAAGGUCGCAACAUUCAUCUGGAGUGCAAGCUUGAACCGCUGGGUGAUCCGACGAUGCGCGUCGAAUGGUUCCAGAACGGUCGUCCAAUCACUGUUGGAUCCCGCUUCAAGACCUAUUACGACUUCGGUUUCGUAGCUUUGGAUAUUCUUCAUUGCACUGCAAACGACUCAGGAGAGUACACUGUGCGUGCUACCAAUCAACUUGGAUCUUCACAUACUUCAGCUUGCGUUCGUGUUAUCACCCGUUCGGACAUUAUCACCGAGUCCCAAAGUGAGCUGACCCAAGAGCAGCUGCAGUAUCUGGACGAUUCAUCCCGAAUGCGUCGUGACGUUUUGGAAGAUAUCACCGUCAUGUCGCCGCCACAGUUCGUCCGUCCUCUGCACAACAUUGAAACAUUCGAAGGAACCAACAUCCACUUGGAGUGCCGUCUGCAGCCGGUUGGUGAUCCAUCGAUGCGCGUCGAUUGGUUCGUUAACGGACAACCCGUCAAAAUCGGCCAUCGCUUCCGUCCAGCUUACGAGUUCGACUACGUAGCUUUGGAUCUGCUCGGAGUUUACCCUGUUGAUUCCGGAGUGUACACUUGUCAGGCUCGUAACUCUUUGGGCGAGGCUGUAACUUCAUGCUCGGUCCGCAUCGUUGCCAAGAAGGACUUGAUCAUGGAAACCCAGUACCCAGCGGGACUCGAGAAGUUGCAGUUCUUGGAAGAUAUUUCGCGAUACCGCAAGACAGAGUUCGUUGACGAGAUUGUCAACGUGAAACCACGAUUCGUUACCCGUCCAAAGAAUAUUGAUCGUGCCCAAGAAGGUGGCCAUGCGCACUUUGAGUGCAAGUUGGAGCCAGUAACCGAUUCAAACUUGAAGGUUGAAUGGUACAAGAAUGGCCAUCCGAUCACCAUUGGUCACCGAUUCCGUCCAAUUCAUGACUUUGGUUACGUUGCCUUGGAUAUUAUUGAUCUAAUCGCUGAGGAUAGUGGAACUUACAUGUGCCGUGCCGUCAAUUUGGUAGGCGUCGAUGAGGUUGCCGUACAGCUCGCCUGUCGUGGUUCACAGCAAAUUCUGACGACAACCCAGAACGAGCAGGGUCUCGAGCAGAUUCAAUACCUGGAAGAAAAGUCCAAACAUCAUCGCGCAGAUCACGGUGAUGAUAUGCCAUCUCAGGCCCCUACAUUCACUACUUCGUUGAAGCACAUCGAGAUCAAGGAGGGUCAACGAGCUCACUUCGAAUGUCGUUUGAUUCCGGUCUCCGAUGCUACUCUCCGCGUUGAGUGGUAUCAUAAUGAUGCUCCAGUCAAGUCUGGAUCUCGCUUCACUGAAACAAACAACUUUGGAUUUGUUGCCUUGGACAUUAUGGGAUGCUUGGCAGAAGAUUCUGGUACUUACACUUGCCGUGCUGUCAACGCUCUGGGUGAGGCUGUCACUUCAGCUACUUGCAUUGUUCACACGCGUAAGAGCAUUUACUCCGAAUCACAGCACGAGCAUGCUUUGUCUAGCUUGCGCUACCUGGAGGACAUGUCUCGCUACCAACGUGAGACUGAAGUCGAUGAAGUUAUCACUCAGGCUCCAGUGUUCACUCUUCCUGUGAAGGAUGUCAAGGUCGCUGAAAAUCAAGCCGUUCAUUUUGAGGCUCGACUUGUUCCGGUUGGAGAUCCAAAGAUGCGAGUUGAAUGGUUGAGAAACGGAGUUCCGAUCGAGGCUUCCAAUCGUAUCACCACAAUGCACGACUUCGGAUAUGUUGCCCUGAACAUGAAAUACGUCAACCCUGAAGACUCCGGAACUUACACUUGCCGUGCAACCAAUGACUUGGGACAGGCUGUCACCUCAGCCAAAUUAAUGGUGCAGUCUAAGGCUGCUCUUGAUCUGGAAACUCAAAACGAGAAUGCUCUGGAGAAGAUUCAUCAGCUUGAAGAUGCCGUUCGUUAUUCCCGCAAAGAGGAAGAAGAAUACAUUGUCAUUCAGAAGCCCAAGUUCACUACAAAGCUUCACGGUCCAACCAAUUUGGUUGAGCAACAGAGUGCUCACUACGAAUGCCGCAUUGAACCUUACCCGGAUCCAAACUUGAAGGUUGAGUGGUUCCACAACGGUCAACCAUUGACUACUGGUCAUCGCUUCAGAACGACAUACGAUUUCGGAUUUGCUGCACUUGAUGUGCUGACAGUCUAUGCCGAGGAUUCCGGAGAAUACACUUGCCGUGCUAGCAACCACCUUGGUUCAGAAACGUCGUCUAUUACUCUGAACGUUACUUCCAAGUCCGGUAUCGUUCGCGAUACCCAACACGAAGGAGCUCUGGAAAAGAUCCAAUAUUUGGAAUGUGACGCACGCUACGGUCGCAAGUCAGACGAAGAACACUUUGUCGCCGAGAAGCCACAGUUUGGCCGUCCGCUCAAGAAUGCCAGCGUUUCCGAAGGUCUACCGGUGCAUCUGGAAGCUACGCUCACACCGGUCAACGAUCCAACAAUGAAAGUCGAAUGGUACUGCAAUGGUCGUCCAAUUCAGCAGGGUCAUCGCUUCAAGACUACGUACGACUUUGGUUUCGUCGCUCUCGAUAUUCUGUACGCACACGCUGAGGACACAGGCACCUACAUGUGUAAGGCGAAGAAUGCGGUUGGGGAGGCUGUCACGACCUGCGCUGUUAAAGUCACAGCAAAUGCUGGAUUAUAUUUGGAGACUUUGGAUGAACAGCGUCUGCAGAAGAUUAAGGAACUGGAGAGCUACCAGAAGCCAAAGACACCAGAAGUUGAACCAGCUAAGCAGAAACCUGUGUUCUUGACCCCGCUGACCAAUUUGGAGAACCUGAAGGAAGGCGACUAUGCCCAUCUGGAAUGCCGCGUUGAGCCGAUCAACGAUCCGAACCUGAAGAUUGAAUGGUUCAUCAAUGGCAAAGCUAUCCGGGCAGGACAUCGCUUCCGCACGACUCAUGACUUUGGUUACGUUGCGUUGGAUAUUCUGUACGUCUACGGUGAGGACAGCGGUACCUACAUGUGCAAGGCAACCAAUUUGGUUGGAGAAGCCGUCAGUACUUGCAACAUCCGUGUGGUUAACAAGCGCAGCAUUAUCUUCGAUUCUCAGCAUCCGGAUGGUUUGGAGAAGAUCCAGAAAUUGGAAGCCCAAGCACGUCCAUCGCGUCUGGAGCUUGAAGAACCUGAUGUAACCGCUCCACGUUUCGUUACCGAGCUUAGAGGAACAACCGAAAUUCACGAGGGCCAGACUGCUCACUUUGAAGCUCAAGUCGAACCGAUUCAUGAUCCAAAUCUACGUAUCGAGUUCUAUCACAAUGGAAAGCCACUUCAGUCUGCAGCGAGAUUCCACAUUACCUUCGAUUUCGGAUAUGUUGCCCUUGAUAUUCAACACGUCGUUGCCGAAGAUGCUGGAGAGUACACGGUUAAGGCCAUUAAUGCAAAGGGACAGUGCAAGUCGUCUAUUAACAUGCGAGUUACUGCCAAGGGAUCGAUCAUAUCGGAUACUCAGCAUCCAGAAGGUCUGGAUAAAAUUAAGCAACUUGAAGGGGCUGCUCCUUUCAAACGCCCAGAGAUUCAGGAUGCCGUUACUAAGCAGCGCCCAGUAUUCACUCAGCCACUGCAGAAUAUUGACUUUGUCGCUGAAGGACAAACUGCUCACUUCGAGUGCCGCUUGAUUCCAGUUGGAGAUCCAAAUCUGAAGGUCGAAUGGUACAGAAACGAAAAACCAUUGGAAGACAGUUCUCGUAUAACCAAACAACACGACUUUGGAUAUGUAUCGAUGGAUCUCACCCACGUUCGCGAAGAAGACGAAGGUGUUUACAUGUGUCGUGCUAUCAAUCCACUAGGAGAGGCCGUCACCACUGCAUCGAUGAGAAUCCGCACGAAGGCAAGCAUCCAAAUGGACUCACAGCAUCCAGAAGGCAUGAGGAAGAUCAUUCAGCUCGAACAACCACAUGCUCCCCGUCCCGAGGAACAAGAAGCUGGAUUCGAAAAGCCAAUCUUCACGCAGCUGUUGACUGGACCCUCCGAGUUGUGGGAAGGUCAGCAUGCUCAUUUCGAGGCUCGAGUAGUUCCAGUUGGUGACGCUAGCAUGAAGUACGAAUGGUACGUCAAUGGAGUUGAGCUCAAGUUAGGAUCACGAUUCCGCACAACCAAUGACUUCGGAUUUGUUACUUUGGACAUCAAUUCAGUUGUGUCGGAGGACUCUGGAGUUUACAUGUGCAAGGCAAUCAACAAGGCUGGAGAAGCCGUAUCUUCGACCACGAUGAAGGUCAAGUCGAAGUCGUCGAUUGCCGGCGAGCCACUUCUGCCAGAAGCCUGGGAAAAGAUUCAGCUCAAGGAAGCUGCAAUGAACCGUGUCCCAGAUAUGUUUGUCGACACAACUCCACAGCAGGCCCCAGUAUUUACUACGCAUUUGGAAAGCCACGAUAAACUCCAGGAAGGUCAGCAUGUUUACUUGGAAGCCCAGGUCGAGCCACGUGCCGAUCCUAACCUUCGAAUUGAAUGGUUCAAGAAUGGCAUGGCGAUCACAACUGGAGCCAGAAUCCGUAGCACUUUCGAUUUUGGUCUAGUGACCUUGUCGAUCAAUGGACUCCGUGCCGAUGAUUCAGCUAUCUAUACUUGCAAGGCUACCAAUAAUCAUGGCGAAGCCGUUUCAACGGCAACACUGAAGAUUGAAGGCAGCCAUUGGCUGUUGGGAGAUACUAUGCACCCAGCUUCCGUUCAGAAGAUUAGCGAUUUGGAGGCACCUCGUGCAGCUUACAAGGGCACACCAGAGCCACAGUUUGAAUCUCCAGUGUUCGUUACUCAUUUGAACAAUGUUGAAUGCAAGGAAGGCGCUAACGUUCACUUUGAAUGUAAUGUUGAACCAUCGAAGGACCCAACUAUGCAGAUCGAGUGGUUCGUCAAUGGCAAACCACUGCCAACUGGUUCGCGUUUCAAGACCACAUAUGACUUUGGAUUUGUUUCGUUAGACAUCACUGGAGCAUACGCUGAAGAUUCUGGAAUCUACACAUGCAAGGCUACCAACAACAAGGGCUCAGCGUCGACUUCUGGAUCGCUGAGGUGCACUAGCACUACAACCAUGUAUUUGGAUACUCAGCAUCCGAUGGGCAAGGCUGGACUGGAAGCCGUUCAAGAUACGGAAGCUGCUCUGGCAAAUCGCUACAAGCGUCAAGAAUCGAAGCCAGAAGGUGCCUUCCCUGCACCGAAAUGGACCGUCGAGCUGCAGUCCGAGUUCAGACUCAACGAGGCUGAGUCGCUACACUUGGAGGGACAAGUUGAACCAAAGGACGAUCCAGACCUCAAGAUCGAAUGGUACUUCAACGGAAAGGUUCUUCAACAUGGAUCACGCUUCAAGAUGACGAACGACUUUGGAUUCGUUACUCUUGAUUUGACCGAAGUGUAUGAACGUGACCAAGGUACCUACACAUGCAAGGCCUACAACUAUUCUGGAGAAGCGUUUACCUCGACCACCGUGUACUGCGUUACCAAAGAAAGCCUCAUUGAGCGUACCCAGCACCCGAAGGGCACUGAGGGAUUGGAAAAGAUUCAGGAUCUGGAAGAGUCGCUGCGCAGACAAGAAGCCGCACAAACCGAAGCAGAAGGAGGACAUGCUCCGAGAUUCACUUCCGAAUUUGUUGCCGUUGCUAACGUUGAAGGAGAAAUUGCUCACUUUGAUGCAACGUUGAUUCCAACUGGCGAUCAGACCAUGGUCAUUGAAUGGUUCUACAAUGGCAAGACCUUGGAAGCAAGCCAUCGUGUCCGUACCGUUUAUGCCUUUGGAAUGGUUGUACUCGAAAUUCUGGGUACAAAGAUCGAAGACUCUGGAACUUAUAGUUGUCGCGCCACCAACAAGUGGGGAACAGCUGAAAUCAGUGUUCAUCUGGAAUGCGUUGAUAAGUCCGCAGGACAGAAGCCACGUUUCACUACGCAGAUUCAGAACUUGGAGGGCCUGAAGGACGGCCAAUCGGCUCACUUCGAGUGCACUUUGGUUCCGGUCAACGAUCCGGAUCUGAAGGUCGAAUGGUUCCAUAAUGGCAAGCCGCUGCGCCAUUCCAACCGAAUCAAGCCUGUUUCCGAUUUCGGAUAUGUGCUUCUGGAUAUCGCGUAUGUCCAAAGCCACGAUUCUGGAGAGUACAUCUGCAAGGCGUCGAACAAGUAUGGCGAAGAUACGACCCGUGCUACACUCAAAUGUUUCGGAAAGGGAGGCGUAUAUCUGGAAUCACUGCAACCCGAUUCGUUGGCUAGAAUCCGUGAACUCGAAAGCCAGGCGGGUAUGAAGCCAACUGCUGCCGGAUCGCCUGUUGGUGAAGCACCGCGAUUCGUUACCAAGAUUUCUGACAUUACUAAGCUAGUUGAGGGACAAAGUGCUCACUUUGAAGCCAGACUCACUCCACUUACGGAUCCAGACCUUGUCGUCGAAUGGUACUGGAAUGGACAAAAGCUGCCCCAUGGUCAUCGUUAUCGCACUUUCCACGACUUCGGUAUCGUAAUCUUGGAUAUUUUGUACUGCUACGAAGAGAACUCUGGAGAAUUUGAGUGCCGUGCCACGAACAAGUACGGAUCGGACAGCACCAAGGCAACGCUGAAGUGCGUCUCGAAGGCAAAUCUGAUCUUGGAUUCCCAAUUGCCACAUGGAAUGGAAGGUGGAUUGGAGAAGAUCCAAACUUUGGAAGAUUCAUUGGUCCGCACUCGCGAUGAACGUGAACGAGUAGAAGGCGGUCGUGCUCCAGUGUUCACCGUACCACUGUCGAACAUUGAUAGCUUGCGCGAAGGUGAAAGCGCUCACUUCGAAGGUAAACUUACCCCAACCGAUGAUCCGAGACUUAAGGUCGAAUGGUUCUGGAAUGGUAAGCCGCUGAAGACUGGAUCACGAUUCCGUACGUUCUGUGACUUUGGAUUCGUCAUUUUGGAAAUAUCACCUGUUUAUCCAGAGGAUUCUGGAGAGUACUCUUGCCGUGCUUCCAACGAAUACGGUGAAGCUGUCACUACUGCAACAAUGAAGGUUCAAGGAAAGCGUAGUAUCAUUUUGGAGUCACAACUGCCAAAGGGUAUGGAAGGCACCAUCGAACGCAUUGCAGAGCUUGAAGGACUUGGAAUUCCUCAUGGAGGACUUACUCCCGAUGACGAUUCUGGCAAGCCCCCAGAGUUCAUCACCACGCCUUCGGAUCAGACUCUGACCGAAAACUCUUUGGCUCACUUCGAAUGUCGCCUGACUCCAGUUAACGACCCAAGCAUGCGUGUUGAAUGGUAUCACAAUGGUAAGGCCUUGUGGGCUGGAUCUCGCAUCAAGACGAUCAACGAUUUUGGUUUCGUCAUUCUGGAAAUUGCUGGAUGCUACCAGCGUGACUCGGGAUUAUACACAUGCAAGGCUACCAAUAGUCAUGGAGAAGCUACUGUUUCCUGUAAACUGACCGUCCGCGGCCGUCAAGGUAUCAUCAUGGAACCACAGUUGCCAUCGAACUUCCGCACUGGAACGGAAAGCAUUCAGAAGCUGGAAGAACAGCUGCACAAACGCGAAGAAAUGAUGGCCGAAGAAGAUGAGGCUCGUCCACCGAAGUUCAUUGUUGAGAUCAAGGAUAACACUGAUGUUGCGGAAGGUGGACCGGUCCACUUUGACUGUCGCGUUGAACCAGUGGGUGAUUCUUCGAUGAGAAUCGAUUGGUUCCACAACGGCAGACCAUUUGCCACCGGAUCGCGUGUGCACAUGUUGAACGACUUUGGUUUCAUCGCCCUGGAUAUGGAUUACGCUUACGUGAGGGACUCUGGAGUGUACGAAUGUCGUGCUACGAACAAAUGGGGUACGGCUUCGACUACUGCAAAGGUCACCGUUGUAUCUCGAGGUGGAAUCAUUUUGGAUUCGCAGCUGCCUGAGGGAAUGACUGCCUCCAAACUGAAGGAACUGGAACGCGCAAAGGUUACCCUGGCUACCCAGGAAGAGCGCACCUUCGGUCCACCGAAGUUCGUUUCGCAGAUUCAGUCCACCACAAUCGAUGAAGGAGAGACAGUUCGCUUCGAGUGUCGCGUUGAACCCAAGGAAGAUCCCAAGCUGCGUGUUGAAUGGUUCCGCAAUGGAAAGCCACUGCCAAGUGGCCAUCGUUACAGAACUAUCUACGACAUGGGCUUCGUAUCUCUGGACAUUCUGUCGGUGUACAUUGAAGAUGCCGGAGAUUACGUGUGCCGUGCAUUUAACGAGCAUGGCGAAGACGUUACCAAGGCUCAUGUGACCUGUAAGAAGCUUCCGUCGAUUGUGCUGCAGAACCAAAUUCCAAAGGGUAUGCAAAAGUCGGAAACGUUAAUGCAGAUGGAAGCCACGAUCAAGAAGUACACCGAAGAGAUCUUCCUUACCGAGGAUGAUCUGUUCGAUCCGGACCGUAAGCAGCCACCUCGUUUCGUGACGCAGAUCAAGGAUCAAACUAGCUUGACUGAGAUGCAGGCAACCAAGUUCGAAUGCCAGCUGGCCCCGGUCGGUGAUCCGAAUAUGAAGGUUGAGUGGUUCUACAAUGGCAAACCAUUGCCGUACAAGAACCGCUUCACACCGAUCUACGACUUUGGCUACGUUGCGAUGAACUUCGGAUGGAUCUACCCGGAGGACAGUGGUGAGUAUCUGUGCCGUGCUACCAAUCUGUACGGUAUGGAUGAAACCAGAGCCAUCAUCAAGACAACGGGCAAGCCAGGUAUCAUCUACGAUUCCCAGCUGCCAAAGGGCAUGAAGAGUAUCCAGAAGAUUCGCGAAAUGGAAGCGUUGUGGAACCUGAAUAUUCCAGAAGUUAUCGACGAGUCGCAGAAACCGAAGAAGGAACCAGCAUUCGUGAGCCGUCCGGAAUCUAUCGAAGUCGAGGAAGGUGAAUGGGCACGCUUCUGCUGCCGUGUCACCGGUCAUCCGAAGCCGAGAGUUAUGUGGCUCAUCAAUGGACACACUGUUGUCAAUGGUCAACGCUACAAACUCACGUACGACGGAAUGUAUCACUUCGAUAUUCCGAAGACUCGCCAGUACGAUACCGGCAAAAUCGAAGUCAUCGCUCGCAGCUCCGUUGGCGAAGCUGUCGCUAGGUGUGAAUUGAAGAUUACCCCACGUCGUGACGAUUACCGCGGAGUGUUGAAGAACUCUCCAAGACCCUGGUACGAUUACGACCUGGUCUCCUACCAGAAGAAUCGUCUCGAUACCGACCUGGAAGUCACGCUGCAGGAGGAAACCAAGAAGAAGAAGAAGGGUCUCAAGGCUCAGCAUCUGAAGCCGAAGGAGAAGAAGGAAAGCGAGACCGAAUGGCAGAAGACUGUCAAGAAGAAGAAAAACGAAGAGUACUAUAACAAACUGGCCCAGGUAGAGAACGAACAGUUGGUCAAGGAGCAGCGACUCCGCGAAGAAAAGCACCAGUUCGCUAUCCCUGGGGACAAGGUGGUCGGCCAGUCGCUCGCCAAGGGAAUGGCAUCUGCAUAUGAGGAAACUAUAGAUGAAACAAAGGAAACCGAAUCCCUGGAGACGACGACCGUUCCACGCAAGAAGAUUAUUCCGGAACCACUGGAGACUUCCGUUCAGGGCAAAGAAGUUCACGUAUCUCAGCAGAAACAGACCCAGAAGGAGGUCUACGAUGACAAAGAGAUCAUCCGCAAGAUUACGGCAACGGAAACUACCGAAGUUGAACACAAGGGUACAACCCAGGAGCGUAUUGUAGAGGGACCGGUUAAACCGGCUACCCCACCGGUGUUCACCAAGAAGAUUCAACCGUGCCGUGUGUUUGAAAAUGAGCAAGCCCGCUUCGAAGUCGAGUUCGACGGCGAUCCAAUGCCCGCUAUCAAGUGGUUCCGUGAGAACUUCCAAAUCCAUAACUCAUCGGACUUCCAGAUUCAUACUUUUGGAACCAAGUCCGUUUUGAUUAUUCGUCAGGUAUUCAUGGAAGAUUCGGCUGUAUUCGCCGUGAUUGCCGAGAACCGUGGAGGAACCGCCAAGUGCAGUGCUAAUCUGGUUGUAGAACAGCGUCGGCAGCAAGGCCGAGGAGGCGUUACCCCGCCUAGCUUCGUAAACACUAUUUCGGACACUAGCGUCACCGCCGGUCAACUCGCCCGAUUCGAUGCCAAGAUCUCCGGAACUAAACCACUGGAUGUGUACUGGUUGAAGAAUGGACAGAAGAUUUCACCAAACAUCAAGUACAAGGUUUUGGAAGAGGACAACACCUACACGUUGUUGAUCAUUGAAGCGUACGCUGAGGACGCCGGAAAGUACGAAUGUGUUGCCAUCAAUAGUGCCGGAGAGGCCCGCUGUGACGCCUCAUGCAAUGUGGAAACUCCCCACACACCGAUCAUUGAAAAACCGGCCACUCCCGGAACCGAGCGUCCACCAAAUCUAGUGGAACCACUCAAGGACAAAUCCGUCCCGGAAGGUCAAUCGGUUGAGUUCCGCACACGGGUGACCGGCAAGCCAAGUCCCACCGCUCAGUGGUACAAGGGUGACAAGCAAAUCAAACCGUCCAAGUACUUCCAGAUGACCAAAGACCGUGAUUACUUCACACUGAUCAUUACGGAAGCGUUCCCGGAGGACGAAGGUGAAUACCUUUGCAUAGUGUCCAAUGCGGGCGGCGAAGUGCAUACGACGGCCAGCCUCAAGGUGGUGACGCCAGGCAUGCAGGACACCGUGCCGAAGCUGACCGAAAUGAAGGAUUGUGUCGUGGAGGAGGGAGCCCCGGCGCAGUUCAAAACGCAGAUCGUUGGCAAACCGACGACCAAGAUGACGGUGCAGUGGCUGCGCGAGGGUCUGCUGAUUCCGGAGUCGCCCGAUUUUCAGAUGAUCACCGAGGGCUCCAACGCUGUGCUGCUGAUCGGAACGACGUACGAGGAGGACUCGGGCCUGUUCACCUGCCGAAUAACGACAUCGGCCGGCCAGGUCGAAACGUCCGCCAAACUGAUAGUCAAAACGCAACAUGUCCGCGUACGUUCUCCCGGUAUCUUCAAAAGUUGCGUUCAAUCUCUGUCAGUGUUGCGCUGCUGCGUUGCCCCCGUGGCACCAUCGCUCCCGAAAAAGCGUUAUGUAGUCAAACCGGCACCGAAGCACAAAACGGUGGCCAAAGAAACGCAGAGGCUUCUGACGGCCAUGAAAAUCCGGCGCCCGGCCAAGACCUUCUACCAAGGCAUCCCGGUGCAACAGCUGCAGUGGUGGCAGCUGCAACAGCAACAGUUGCACGAGCAACACCAGCUGAUGCUACUGCAAGAGCUGUCCUUUGACGAUGAAGAUGAAGAUUAUGAGUUUGAAGAGGAAGAACUAACGCAAUCAGGACGUCGCAAGCAGCUCAAACAGGUCUACGCUUUGGAUGGAACACUGGUCCAACAGGACGCGAGCCAGCAGUUCCAACAACUUACUCAACAACAGCAGCAAACACAACUCUACCAAAAUGGUCAAUACGAUAGUGGAAGCCAGGAAGAAUAUGACACCGAGUUCGUUCCGCAAGGUGACGAGAGUUUACCCUGGAGGCAAUCCCGCAGCAAGUCACGGACUCCAGUCACGCCCUGGCGACGAGUAUCGCAAGAUCGUCGAGCUUCUCAGGAUCGCCGCACUUCCCGUGAUCGAUCGUUGUCCAUUGACAAGCGCGAGGAAAUCAAACCCUGGACAGAACAGGUUGUCAAGCUCAAGAAAACAACCAAAGAAGCCAAGAAGGAAGUGAAGGAAAAGCUAGAAACUGUUCAACUCAAACCAACGCAGAUCCAAAAGGCUCAGAUACAAAAGGAGCAACUAGAGAAGGUAGAGCUUCGUGCAUUCAAGAAGGACGUACAGACGGCGGAAAUAUCCGAGCAAAAGAUGGAAGAGAUGGUUGAAGCUAUCAUCAAAGAAGACGAAACAGUUGACUAUGGAGUUCAAAAGCUAAGACACGACGAGGACAUAUCGAUUCUGGAAAUCACCAAACAAGUAGACGAGCUCAUGCGUAAAGAGACGGAAAAAGCUGUUCCAUGGAAACGUGGUAAAAAGACCGAACAAGAGCAAUUGGGUAAACAGCAAUUCGUAGAAACUGAUGAAACUACACUGCUAAAAGUAGAUAGAUCCGUCGAAGAUGAAACCAUCGAAAAACAGAAACUUGAAUUAUCUGUCGAUCAACAAGCAGGUGUGGCCUGGCGACGGGGCAAGAAAGCAGAACCAUUUGUGGAAACUGAAGAUUCAGCUCGACUGAAAGUGGAUCAAAUUGAAGAACAGCAAGAACAACUCAAACCGGAAGAGCAGCCCGUACCAUGGAAACGGGGAUCCAAAAAGCCUCUUACGGAAAAGGUCGUUGAUACUGAGGAUGUAACUCACCUGAAAUUAGCUGAAACGGAGCAGCAAGAAGUCAUUCAACCAGUUGAAGAGCAACCGGUCGCAUGGAGACGAGGACCGAAGAAACCACAAGAACCCAAAGUCGAAGAGCCAGUACCAGAGGAGCCUAAAGCAGAGGAACCACAACUGCCACCUUGGAUGCGUGGAAGAAAACCUGGACCAAAAAGGGAAAUUCCCAAACCACCAGAGCCGGAAAAGGUUGAACAAAUUUCCCUAAAACCUACUUCUAGACAAAAGAAAGAAAUACCAAAGGAAACCUUGGAAGAAGUAUCCUUGAAACCAAUUCCCAAAAAGCCUGUAGUAGAAGAAAUAAAACCCGAAGAUGUUGAACCUGUGGAAAUAAAGCCUAUGAAGCCAAAGAAACUGAAAGAAUUAACACCACGUGAAGAGCUUGAACAAAUGGAACAAAUUCAAUUUGAAGACAAGGUUAAACCAGUUGAACCAAAACCAGAAGAACCGAUAAAAACUCCCGAAACGAAGCCAAAAGAACCAGAACCGGAACCAGAACAACCAAGUUGGCGUCGUGCUCGGAAAGAAAAACCACAGGAAGAAACUUCCGAAGAGAAACAAUGGCCAACAGGCAAAAGACGACCGCUUCCUACAGAACCUAAGGAAGAAGUAGUGCUCAAGCCAAUUCCAAAACCACAAAAGGAAGUGGAACCACUUCCUGAAAAAGAGCUAACUAUCAAACCAAAACCUCUUCCCGAACUGCCAGACAAGCCAGAAAAAGAAACUGAUAUCUCUUUUCAGCCCCUUGAGGAGCGACCAAGUGAAAUUAUUCCAGAAGAAGCACCAGCUACGCAGCCAAUCGAGGAAGAUGAGUCCCAUCUUCCUCCAUGGAGACGCGGUAAGAAACCUGUGCCGAAACGAGAAAUUCCCAAACCUCCUGAACCAGAAGGGAUCGAGAAGGUUACUUUGAAGCCCACUAGCCGUCAGAAAAAGGAGAUUCCCAAAGAAUCCCUAGAAGAAGUUUCUCUCAAACCUGUACCUAAGAAAGCAGAAGUCAAGGAAAUUACUCCAGAAGAAGAGCAAGCGGAAGACCUUAAACGAACCAAAGUUAAAAAGCCCCGCGAUAUCAGCCCCAAAGAGGAGCUUGAACAAAUGGAACCACUUCGUGUGGAACCAGUUGAACGUCCAGAGGUACAAGAACCAGUUCAACCACCUGCUCUGAUCGAAGAGAAGCCUGCUGAACCUAUAGUUGAAGUUGAACAACCUACCUGGAGGCGUACUAAGAAACCAAAGCCUGUAGAAGAAGAAACCGAAGAGAAGAAAUGGCCCACCGGCAAACGAAGGCCUCUACCGGAGGAACCUAAAGAAGAAGUUACUUUGAAACCCAUACCCAAAAAGGAAAAAGCAGAAGAGCCAAAACCUACCAAGGAACCAACAAUCAAACCUACUCCUCUUCCGGAAAUCCCAGACGAACCGAAGGAAGAAGAAAUAACCAUUCAGCCACCAGCGCAGGAAGAUGAAUCACAUUUGCCACCGUGGAGACGUGGCAAAAAGCCAGCCCAAAAACGGGAAAUCCCGAAACCAGCCGAACCAGAAGCCAUGGAACAGAUCAAAUUGAAACCCACUCCCAAGGUCAAGAAAGAGAUACCGAAAGAAGCACUCGAAGAAGUUUCUUUAAAACCAGUUCCAAAGCAACCGGAGGUAGCCGAGGCAGUAGUUCUGGAGCCUGAAGUUUCCGAGGUUAAAGAAAUUAAGAUCACGAAACCAAAGGAACCUAAACCGAAGCGCGAAAUUGAACCACUGGAAAAGCCAGUUUUCCCAGAAAUACCAGAACCAGAGCCAGUUGUACUUGAAGAGAUCGAGAAGGUGCUGGAGGUGGUUGAAAAACCGGAAGAACCGGCACCAGAGCAACCAUCUUGGCGAAGAGAAAAGAAACCAAAGCCUGUGGUGGAUGAACCGGAAGAGAAAAAGUGGCCAACCGGUAAGCGUCGUCCAUUGCCAGAAGAACCAAAAGAAGAAGUUGUCUUGAAACCGAUCCCCAAGCCACAGAAAGAGGAAGAACAAAAACCAGUAGAGGAACCCAAAAUUAAGCCCAAACCAGUUCCAACUCCGGAGGAGCCAGAAAAGCCCGAGCCUACACCAUGGCGACGAGGCAAAAAGGAAAAACCGGUAGAAGAACCGGAGGAGCCCAAAGAGUGGCCUAAAGGCAAACGCCGUCCACUGGAUGAAGCGCCCAAGGAAGAAGUUGUUCUCAAACCGAUUCCCAAGCCAAAGAAAGAGGUAGAACCACAGCCGACGGAAAAGGUUACAUUGAAACCAACUCCCAAAUGGGAAACACCUCAAGAACUGGAGCUUCCUGAGCAGAAAACUCCAGUAGUAGAAGAGCUUCCAAAGCAGGCUGAAAUAAAGGAGGAAUCAACGGGUUGGCGUCGGGGUAAAAAGGAAAAACCUGUAGAAGAGCCCGAAGAGGUUAAGGAAUGGCCUAAGGGCAAACGCCGUCCGAUUGAAGAGCAACCAAAGGAAGAAAUAACCUUAAAGCCUAUUCCCAAGCCAGUGAUAGAAGAAGAGCCCAAGGAACCUGAACCUUUGAAGCCUCUCGAAAAACCAGAACCCACUCCGUGGCGUCGGGGUAAGCCAAAGCCGAAGCCUCAGGAACCGGAACCUCUAGAAGAGGUUAAGUUGAAGCCGAUCCCGAAGCGUGUUGAAGCCGAAGAAGAAGCAAGGGAGGAAGUAGUUUUGAAACCGGUUCCCGCGCAAGAAGCAAUCGUAGAGGAUGUACCAAAGGCAAUGGAGCUGAAACCAGUCGAGGAUCGAAAAGUUCAAAAGGAGGUACGCGUGGAGGAAGAAGAAACAAUUGUAACAAAAACCAAGAGGCGAGUGAAGAGACCAAAAACCCCUGAGGAACAAUACGCUACCGAACACGUUGCUCCUAUGGAAGAAGUUGAAUCAUUUGACGAAAAUGAAGAAUUGCCGCAUGUGGUCGAGACGAUUGCCGAUAUCGUGCCAGAGGAAGUAUUGGAGUUGAUUCCGGAAGAGGUUCCAUUGGAGAAGCCGAAGAAACGGAAAUCAAGAACAAAUAAGCACGUUGUGUUUAAGGAGGAGCUGAGCACGUACGAAAUCCAGCCGGAGGUUGUGAAAGAUGAAGAAGAGGAGGAGGAAGAGGAAGAAGAGGUUCAACAGGAAGUUUCUCAGAAGACUAUCCAGUUGAAACCAACGGAGGUGACUGAAGUGAAGCCGUUGCCAAUUGAGUCAAUUCCAAUUGAGGAAAUAAUGGAGGAACAAUCCGAAUUCCGUAAGGAAAUGGCAGUCAAGAUACAGUCCAAUAUAGUCAAAAAGGAGAAACGAAGAGUAUUCGUUGACGACAGUCAGCCACUACCGGAACUGGAGAUAAUUACACAAAAACGAGUCCAAGAGGUUACCGACAAGGUAGCAGAAGAAAGUGUCCGCGAAGAGCAGCACAUUUUGGAAAGCACCCAGCAAACUGUCGCUGAGACUAAGAUUCAAGAGCAGAAGAUCAAAGUCAAAAAACAGAAAGUUCAACCUCCGAGUUUCAUUGAAAAACUGCAGUCACAAAUUUGCGAACCUAAUCAACCGGUUCUGCUACAGUGCAAGAUCGAAGGAAUACCUUUCCCGGAAGUUCGGUGGUUCUUCAAUGAUACAGUGCUAUUCGCUAACCCUGAGUAUGUAAUGAAUAUUGUCGAGGACGUUGCAACACUGGAGAUUGCGACAGUGAUGCCAUACCAUGUAGGAGUGUAUACAUGUGAGGCAAAGAACGUUGCUGGAGUGGCCCUAAGUAAGGCGAAUAUUGUAGUUCAGGCGAAGCCAGAAGUUGGAGAAGCCCCAACAUUCAUCACUCCUUUGAAGAUAUCGGUAAAUGAAGACAAGACGGUAGCAACCGUAACUUGUCAGGUGCAUGGUAUUCCUAUGCCAAAGGUUCGAUGGUUCCGAGAUGAGGAAGAGAUCAUUGAAAUUGAGGAAAUCGAGACGGUUUACAUUGAAGAGACCGGACACAUUAAGCUCACGGUAAAGAAACCUAAGCAAAACGUUCCAAUCUUGUACACUAUUCAAGCUGAAAAUAAGUUUGGCAAAGCGGUAGGUAAGGCAAACUUGUUCAUUCAGUCGAUAACGAUCGAAAAGCCGAAACCUGAAAUGAUAGCUCCCAAGAUUGUGGAACCGCUGCAAGCUCAGGUGGUCAAGAGUGGUUCAACAUUGGUGUUUGAAUGUAGGUUCACAGGGGUACCAAAGCCGACUGUGAAGUGGUUCAGAAAUAGCAAAGAAGUUGUAGAGGAGGAAGAGGUCACCAUAGUGACAGAGGAAUACUACAGCAAGAUUGUCAUCACGAAAAUGACUAAGAAACGUUCAGGAAAGUAUGAGAUCAUCGUCCACAAUGAAGCUGGCGAUGCAAAGUCUUCUGCUUCGGUCACCAUUUCAGACACUUCAGAAAUGGACGAAGCCAAGGCACCGAGGUUUGUAGAACCAUUGACGCCCAAAUUGGUUGCAGAGGCCGAAGUUUGUAUUCUGGAGGCGGUGGUUGAUUCAUACCCCACAUCCACGUUCCAAUGGUUCCGUGAAGGUGCUGCCAUAAAAUCAUCCAACGAGCAACGCAUAGUCACCGAUGAAAACAAAUCCAUCUUGAUUAUUGAGUCGUUCAAUAAGAGGGAUGUGGGUGCGUAUACGUGCCGAGCAGAGAAUGUAGCUGGAUCAGUAACAUCGACAGCAACCGUUCAGGUGCUGGAAACGAUCGAAACCGAAGAAGUUACCGAAUAUAUAUCACCACGUUUUAUCGAACCGAUAAAACCAACGCGUGUUAUGGAUGGAGAGAAGUUGAUACUGGCGUGUCAGGUUCAUGCAGCGCCUCUGCCAAAGGUCCAGUGGUAUCACAACGAGCAGCUGAUUGUCGAAACGAAAGACAAGCAGUUCCAACAGGACAGCAGUGGUCGUUGCGUAUUGACUGUUUCAGAGGUAUUUCCAGAAGACACGGGUGAGUAUGCGUGCAUUGCAAGCAACAAGCUCGGCGAAGCGAUUUGCAAAACUACAGUAAACGUCGAACCCUUCGAGUAUGUUCCCGAUUCGGAACAAUUCCGCAGCUCCGAGGAAGAUUUGUUGACCGACAAGUCUAUCUCAACAUUGGAGGAAUACGCCGAACCGAUAGAGUAUGCUCCGCAGAUUGUGAAGCAGCUUCCUGAGGUGAUCAUGUCGGAAGAGCGUCAACUGACGAAACUCGAGGUGAAAGUAUUAGCUCAACCGAAGGCUCAGAUUCGCUGGCUCAAGGCCAACGAAGAAAUCAUCCCGUCUGAAGAGUUCCAAAUCGAGAAUUUCGAAGACGGCACUUCGAUUUUAGUUAUCAACGACAUCUAUCCGGAUGACUCCGGUACGAUCACAUUCGAAGCGCACAACGCCCUGGGAGUUGCCACGACCACCACCGAGCUGGUAGUGGAAGAACACGUCGGAACCAAGGCCUACAGGAAACCGGAAUGGGUACAAUACAUGGAGGAUAUGAAAGAAGCACUACAAGCUGCUUACGCACCGCCGUCGUUCUCGAUGGAGAUCAAGGAUUCCCGUGCUAUGUUGGGCGAGAAAGGAUUCUUCGAGUGCCACUUUGCAGGCAACCCCAAGCCAGAUAUUCUGUGGUAUCGUAACGGUAAGAUUAUAAUCGCCAAUGAGCGAGUCAAGAUUUGCAUCGAGGAGCACUCGGCUACGCUGAUAAUCUACCCGGUUGAGUUCGAAGAUUUUGGAUUCUACAAGUGUCGCGCUAUGAGCGAUGCUGGUUCAUGCGAAUCUUACGCCAAGCUGAUCGAGUCAACGACAGAGACACUAACUGAAGAAGAAAAAACAGAACUAGAAGCUCUGUUCGAAUCGAAGCGUGCCAGAAAUGGAAACGGACGCUCAAAGAUAGAAAAGAAGGUCGAGGUCGUGAUUGAAGAAUCGGAAGAACUGCUGCGCAAAAAGGCAGAGCGAAAGAGUCUACGCGAAUCAAAGAGGAAAGAGAAGGAAACACAGAUAGUGGAAGAGCUUGUGAAGAAGGAAAUGCAACAGAGUUCACUGCAGGAGAAGAUCAAGUUCUCACAAGAGUCGUCUUCCACGUUGACAACGAGUACCACCUCGGAGCUAACACAGGAUGUUAAGAUUGCCAAGGAUAAGGCUACCGUCAAAUUCAAAGAACAUCGGGAGACACUGAUUGAGGAAGUUGUAACAACCGAAACUGUUAAGGAGUUUGAGCGAAUGGUGAUUACCGAGAAGUUGGAUGUUUCCGAUGUGGAAAGUGUGAAGCACUCGGUACAAGUGAACGAAAUAUUAACAAAUUUGAAGGCCGCGGACUUUGGCCCAGGAGAAGCUCCUCUACGAGAACUGGCAACAAUUGCCUACAUGGUUAAGCAUGGUGUCGCUGUUAAUGAGAUCAAUAGCUUCUACCAAUCGGAUCACUUCCCAGCUUUGAAAACACCAGAAUCGCAAUCAGCUCUGGUUCUGCUUCUGGAACGCGAAGGUUAUGCCAGUAUCGUAACCGAAAUUCUCACCGAAACCGACAUGGAUGAAACGCAGCUGGCCGCCACUGCCGGAUUCCGUGCAUUUAUGCGUAUGAUCGAGCUGAACCACGCCAGCGUCGAGGAGAUCAUCACCCACUUCUCGCCGGAGGACUUCUUCAUGCACGAAUGGAAGCUGGAACAAGCUGACGAGAAAUUCGAGGAAACCCGACUAGUCUCGUCGACUGAAGUCCACACAACUGAAACCACCGUGAUGACCAAGACGGAGCUGGACAUCAAAGGUUUGAAAUCCUAACUAUCCUACCGCAACGCGUUUGUAUGAGCUUCCUGCUUCUCUAUUUAUAUCCUACUAUACUACUACUACUCCCUAAACAAAACCGCUCUCACUGUUGUAUCUUUUCUUUUUGAUCGAACAUAUUUCUUCAUCGAUUGUGUUCCUACUACUUUUACUGACCACCACUGACGAGCUAGAAACCGUUGAGUUCUUGAGUCGAGUUGUUUUCAGCGCUUAUUUGCUUAAAAUUGUAAAUGCUAUGAAAUAUGUUGAACGCAUAAUCGAAUCGCUAGGUUAAGCCAAAUCUGAAUAAAUCGCUUUAGUAAUUUACGCAA
This is a messenger RNA of Aedes aegypti (yellow fever mosquito), 23492 nucleotides long. Its product is annotated as titin. The coding region runs from base 514 to 23178 and encodes 7554 amino acids. The record is from RefSeq and is a predicted model, not a curated record. The transcript is spliced from 21 exons. NCBI's taxonomy places the organism in Eukaryota, Metazoa, Arthropoda, Insecta, Diptera, Culicidae.